Molecule: messenger RNA, 1317 nt
Organism: Phacochoerus africanus (Common warthog)
Lineage: Eukaryota; Metazoa; Chordata; Mammalia; Artiodactyla; Suidae
Product: translation initiation factor IF-2-like
Exons: 2
Coding region: 1-1317 (438 amino acids)
Source: RefSeq, a predicted model, not a curated record
AUGUCGCGAGUCGUUAAGGGAAACAGCUUGGUUUGGGCCAGCGCGGGCGCCAGCCGGGGCCAGGGCGCCGCCCGGGAGACCCGCGGCCGGAAACGCCCCCGCGAGCGGCGCACCGGCCGGACGCCGGGCCGCAGAGGGGCCGCCGCGGGGUGGGGAGCAAGGCGCCGGCCGCCCGCGCCCCUCCCCCGCCCGUGGCGGAAGCGUCUCGGGUUUGAAAGAUGCCGCCGCCGCCGCCGCCCCCCGCCCGGCGAGCCACAAAGAGCCGAGCCCCCUCCCGCUGCGGCCCUCCUCCCCCAGUUCCUCCACAGGUCGUCCCGGGCUCCCCCCCGGCCCAGCACUGACGACGCCUGCUCACCCGAGUCCCUCUCUCCCGAGGUUAAGGAUCCGGUGCGGCUGGCGGCCCCGAAGACACUGGGCCCCUGGGGCGCGGCGGCGGGGGCGUGGCCCUCCCGCGGCGUCCAGGGCCGGGGUCUCGCCUCCCGCCUAGGAAGGCUGGCGCCGCCGCCUUCUCUUCCUUCCGGUUUCCCUCGUGCCCUCCCUCGGCAGGUCCGUCCCGAGCGGAAAGCAGCGUCCUCUCUAGGCGCCGCCGCACGCUCCCAAGGGCCCGACCACCGCCAAACUCCUCCCCCGGGAGCCGCGCCGCCCGCACCGCCUCGUCAGCCCCGGGGCCGCGAGACGCCCGGCUCGCCGCUCCGGCCCCGCCCCUGCGGCGCGCUCUCGCUCCCCUCGGCGGGCCCCUUCCGAGGCCCGGGAACGCGCGGACAGCGGACUGUGGGCCAGCCUUUGCCAAGUCUCCUUUUCCGCCGCCCGCGCGCGCCUAGCAGCACAAACGUCAGUUUUGCAGUUUCCCGGGUUCUGGAGACGCCCCCCGCCCCCCCAACGCCGCCCCGCCCUUUUCCUUUGCUGAAUCCCACCGGAAAGCCAAAACAAUUGGGUCCGCGCAGGCGCGAGAAGGAAGCGGAAAGAGCAGGAAGGGCGGGGGAGGCGCGAAAUGACGGGGAAAUGCUUUUGAAGGGGUUUCCCGGGGAAGGUCAGCGGAGAGCCCGCGGAGAGCGCGUGCGCGGCCGAGGGGUCGCCUGCGCCAGCGGCCCUUCCGAGAUGCCCAUCCAUCACCCACGCACACACGCCAGCGCCUUUCUGUCCCUCCACUUCCCCACCAGUGGCGUCCCACCUGCAGGAGCCCCUUCCCCCGAGAGGCUGCUCUCCCCAGCUUUCAGCAAACGUGUUCAUCCCACCUCUGUGCCCCUUCCUCCUCUCAGGGCUGUCUGUCCUCCGCCCAGGCUGGCCUCCUUCCUCUCUGCUUCUCCUCUUCCUUAA